AACCUGCCGGGCAGGUCGGACGUCCUAUAAAAGCGCGAGGGCUCCGCCGCGCCGGGCACACACACCUGGGAUCCCGCCGCUCCGAAGCUCUGUCCUAGUCCUCCGCGCUCUCCUCCUCGGUCCCUCGCUGGGUCUCCCGGCCUCGCAGAGCAUGGCCCGGCCUCGUCCCGCGCUGGCGCUGCUCCUGCUGGCGGCGGCCGGCUGGGCGGCGGCCCAGAACUGCACCUGCCCCACCAACAGGUGGACGCUGUGCAACCCGGCCGGCGCCGGGGGCGGCUGCCAGUGCAAGCUGAUGGGCUCGGGCCGCGUGGUGGACUGCGGCACCCUCACGUCCAAGUGCCUGCUGAUGCAGGCGCGCAUGAGCCCCCACAAGGCCCGCAGGCUCAUCAAGCCCCCGGAGCACGCCGUGCUGGACAACGACGGCCUCUACAACCCGGACUGCGACAGCGCGGGCCGCUUCAAGGCCCGCCAGUGCAACCAGAGCGACGUGUGCUGGUGCGUGAACUCGGUGGGCGUGCGGCGGACCGACAAGGGCGACCAGACGCUCAAGUGCGACGAGCUGGUGCGCACCAGCUACAUCCUCAUCAACCUGCGGCACGGCGAGCGGGCCCGCGCCUUCAACCGCUCGGAGCUCGGCGGGGCCCUGCGGCGCCUCUUCCGCGAGCGCUACCAGCUGAGCCCCCGGUACAUCACGGACGUGGAGUACGAGAACCCCACCAUCCAGAUCGAGCUGCAGCAGAACGCCUCCCAGAAGGCUCACGGCGAAGUGGACAUCGCCGACGUGGCCUAUUACUUCGAGAGGGACGUCAAGGGCGAGUCCGUGUUCCACAACUCGCACUUCAACCUCGAGGUCGGAGGGGAGCCCCUGCGGGUGGAGGACACGAUGAUCUACUACGUGGACGAGAAGCCCCCCGAGUUCUCCAUGAAGAGGAUGACGGCCGGCCUGAUCGCCGUCAUCGUGGUGGUGGCCCUGGCCAUCGUGGCCGGCAUCGUGGUCCUGGUCAUUAGCAACAAGAGGAAGUCGGGGAAGUAUGAGAAAGUGGAAAUCAAGGAGAUGGGCGAGAUGAACAAGCGGCCCAACUUGUAAGAAGAGACUUGCUUGCGAGGAUGUUGGGGGGAAGAGGGGGAGGGGACGAGAGGUGGAAGCCUUCAGUGAAAGAGCUUCCCUCUGAGGCAGAAGCUGGGGGCGGCGAUACUCGGCUUUCCAGCUCCCCGGAUGGCCGGAGACUUUCCCUGCCACCCCCCUCUCCCCCCGAAAAAAAAAAAAAGAACUUUAGAGCUGGAAGGGAAAGUAGUCCAACCCCCUUUUUUACAUAUGGAGAAACUGAGGACCAGGAAAACAUGACAAGGUCCGUCCAGCUCAUACACUUCUACUGUAUAAUUCCUUGAGCUCUGACAGUCCGUGUUGCGUGUUGAAACCUCUAACACGUUCUAAGCUUCCUUCAGCUCUGGCAGUCUAUGUUCUGAAAUUUAACACCCUCAAUUCUAAAUUAUAAUUCCUGGCACUUAAAUUCUGUUCCAAGUAGGAUUCUUUGUUCUAAGGCUCAGUUGGGACUAAAGCCUUCGCCACCUUCCUUUUUCUAGUUCUCUUAGCCCUUUCCACUUCACCAUAUUCUUUGGUCUCAGUCAGUCCUAUUUGGAUGACUUCCUCUCUCAGCUGUGUGGUCCUGGGUAACCACUUUUCUGAGACUUUGUUUCUUCGUCUAUAAAAUAGGGAUUAAAAAAAAAAAAAAAAAAAAAAGCCCCGAACCCAAACCAAAACACCUACCUCUUUAGGUUGUUGUGACUGUGGAGGGAAAUAAUGUAUAUAAAGAAAAUGCUCUAGAAAUGUCAGAUAUUAUGAUCCCUAAGGAAAUGAAUCAGUAAAGCAACCCAAUCAUUUCAGUCCUAGGACAGAAAUAUAACUCUGACUACAAAGAACUGGUAGAAACUAGAAAAGGGGGAGGGGAGACUCCUAUGGAUUGUCCAGCUGUGUGCUUCUAUCUGCCUACCUGCUGACUUCUAUUUAUAACUUCUAGGUAGCAUCUGAAAUCGUUGGAAAGAGAUUUUCCAACUCUUAAGUGAAUUUGAAUGGGUCCCAGCAUUUAGGGUUUAAGCUAAUUUCAUUAUCUCACACUGUUAAAAAACCAACAAUGAGCAUCUUCUAAAUUUCCCACUUUGUAUAAUGGUGUUCUUAAUGGGACAAGGAUUUGGUUCUCUGUAAUGUACUCAUUUACGGCCAUUUGUAUUACAAGUUGGGUCCCCAUCCAUCCUAUUACACUGGUCUGAAAUGCAUUUUCUGUGACUUGGUCUGGGGGAGGGGGACUCUAUCUGCUCCCCCAUGUUUCUGUAUAGCUCGUUAGUGUUAUUACUUGUUAGUAUUGCUGUUAGCUCAUUAGUCUGUUUUGCAAAAUGUGUGUAUUGUCAUUGAUAAUGUCAGAAUUUUUAUAAACUGUUGGAUUUAAUAAAACGAAGAAAACUCAUUAAGCAGUGAAA
Messenger RNA from Antechinus flavipes (yellow-footed antechinus), 2475 nucleotides. RefSeq names its product tumor associated calcium signal transducer 2 (gene TACSTD2). The transcript has a single exon. Gene Ontology annotation, biological process: positive regulation of stem cell differentiation. The record is from RefSeq and is a predicted model, not a curated record. The coding region runs from base 152 to 1087 and encodes 311 amino acids. Gene Ontology annotation, cellular component: membrane; nucleus. Lineage: Eukaryota; Metazoa; Chordata; Mammalia; Dasyuromorphia; Dasyuridae.